AUGGCACCCAAAACCAAGAUCACGCCAAAGCCAAAGAAGCCUGCGCCAGAGCCUAUAUCUGACGAGCCUCCCAGCGAUGAAUCCCCAUCCGAGGAUGAGUUCGAGGACAAGGAAAAAGACCCAGCUAAGAACACAUCUGGACCCAGAACGUACUCGCAGAACAAGAACACUAUGAAGAACCAAAAGAGAAGACAAGAAGCCACAGGCACACACUUGAAGGAACUCAAAGCCCAGACUGCGAGCAACACUGCUAUAUCGAAGUUCGUCAAGGUCGUUGUCGAUGCUGUUCGUCCGCUAGUCGAGAACAGCUUCACUGAAUCGGAGCGGGCCGAGAUAGAAAAAGCCGUUAAGAUCCAGGCCAAGAAUGUCCAGCUUGCAAUUCAGUUUGCCAGCGGUCGCCACCCAUCGCAGGUCUUCGGCAGCAACCCUAGAGCCAAGAGAACGUACCUUGAUAGCCCUGACAAGUACUAUGCCAGACAGCUUAUCGUCUUUGUCAACUUGAUGCCGGUCACCCCAGAGUUCACGCAUAAGUAUCCUGGCGGCUGGAAUGCCCCUGACUGUGUUGUGCCUUACGCGAAAGACACAUACCAUGUUGAUAAUGGUCUCAUGAAGAAAUUGGCCGCCGAUACAGACGCUGACUUCGAUUGGGAUGAUACGGAACUUUCGAACCUUGGACAACCAAUCACUGAUGAAGAAGUCGAGGCUAUCACGUACGAGAUGAACGAAAAUGCUGCUGGGCGCAUCUCCAAGCAGCUGUGGGCCGAGGUCCAGGCAUAUUGGGCGAUUGUUGCUCGAGGUGCAGCGCACAAGUUCAACCUCUUGGAGCGUUCGACCUGGGACGAGUACGUGUAUAUGAUGACGAACGGUCGGUUCAAGACGUAUCUUCGGUACCUCGACCCCUCUCACACCGGCAAAGAUGAAGAGGAUCUGUCGAUUGAACCGCAGAACAGAGCUGCGGCGAUCCGUGAAGCAUAUAAUACGAGCAUAUUCCAUGGCCACUCUGGCGCCAAGAUCAUGGAGAUUGAUGGCGACUCCAACCUACCAAUCCCACCAAUAUCCGUCGCGUUCUCCCGCAUAGAGCGUGUCUGGAUUGGCAUCGUAUUCCUCGCGCAGAAAGAAGGACAAUUUGUGGACAAUGCCAUCCAGGUCGCCGUCAAGAACCACCCCCUUAGUCUACCAGCUCCCUUCGAUGCUCAGAGACUCGAUCCUCGUCGUUUUGCGGUUGAGUCUAUUGAGCCUGAUGAGGCUUGCAAGUUUCUCGUGGAGAUUUGCCAGGAAGAUCCCCCUGCCGACGAAGACGACCUCAAGUUUUUCACUAAGAUGCAGGAUAGAGGUUUGGAUUUGGAGAGAGGCGAUGACGACAAGUCCAGCGACAGUGACGACAACGGCGACAACGGCGGAAACAACGCCAGCGUGGAUAUCUUGGCAGGUCUCGAUACAGGUCAUGACAAUGCUCAGACCGAUGGCAAGACAGGAGGCGGCAAGGAGAGGGAUAGCGGUUAA
Alternaria postmessia is the source of this 1503-nucleotide messenger RNA. RefSeq lists its product as uncharacterized. NCBI's taxonomy places the organism in Eukaryota, Fungi, Ascomycota, Dothideomycetes, Pleosporales, Pleosporaceae. The record is from RefSeq and is a predicted model, not a curated record. The coding region runs from base 1 to 1503 and encodes 500 amino acids. The transcript is spliced from 7 exons.